Messenger RNA from Talpa occidentalis (Iberian mole), 2107 nucleotides. RefSeq names its product EEF1A lysine methyltransferase 3 (gene EEF1AKMT3). The record is from RefSeq and is a predicted model, not a curated record. Gene Ontology annotation, molecular function: protein-lysine N-methyltransferase activity. Gene Ontology annotation, cellular component: cytoplasm; cytosol. Gene Ontology annotation, biological process: peptidyl-lysine methylation. NCBI's taxonomy places the organism in Eukaryota, Metazoa, Chordata, Mammalia, Eulipotyphla, Talpidae. The coding region runs from base 1 to 681 and encodes 226 amino acids. The transcript has 3 exons.
AUGGCCGAGCCGCGCCGCGAGCCGGAGCCGGAGCCCGAGUCCGUGUUCCCGCGGGAGGACGGGCUCUUCGCCGACUCCUACUCCGAGGAGAGCCGCUUCUGCUUCUGCGGGCACGUGCUGAGCAUCACGCAGCACUUCGGGGCGCGCCUCGGGGUGGCCGCCCGCGUGUGGGACGCGGCGCUGAGCCUCUGCAGCUUCUUCGAGAGCCAGAACGUGGAUUUCCGAGGCAAGAAAGUGAUUGAACUGGGCGCCGGGACGGGCAUCGUGGGGAUCUUGGCUGCGCUGCAAGGGGGGAAUGUUACCAUCACUGACCUGCCCCUGGCCCUAGAGCAGAUCCAGGGCAACGUCCAGGCCAACGUGCCGGCCGCAUGCCGGGCCCGGGUCUGCGCCUUGUCCUGGGGGAUUGACCAGCAUGUCUUCCCUGGAGACUAUGACCUGGUGCUGGGGGCCGAUAUCGUGUACCUGGAGCCCACCUUCCCUCUGCUGCUGGGCACCCUCCAACACCUGUGCGGGCCCCAUGGCACCAUCUAUCUGGCCUCCAAGAUGAGAGAGGAGCAUGGCACAGAAAGCUUCUUCCAGCACCUCCUGCCCCAGCAUUUCCAACUGGAGCUGGCCCAGCGGGAUGAGGAUGAGAAUGUCAACAUCUAUAGGGCCAGGCGCAGGGAGCCGAGACCUGCUUGACAUCACCCGCAGCUCUUCUGGACCCCUCGGCUCCUGAGGGAAGUGUCAUAUCUCCAAAACCGUAAACACGAGGACGAAAAAGGCUGGAUCGCCCUCGUUCCUCCUUUUUGGUCUCUUCCCCCAGGUACUUUUGGGCAUGAGGGAGGCACCUGCUUGCUAGGAACCCUCGGGCCCUGGCAGCUCUGGAUGGGAGCAUAGGAAGGCGGGAGGGGACCCAGGAUGUUUAGGGACGGGGUGGUAAAUGGAGUGUUAGAGCAGCGGCUGUGGAGACUGUCACUGAGCACUCCCGAUGCUGCUUGCUUUGUUCCGUUUCUACCCAGUGGAUUUUUUCUGGCUGUGCGCCAGAUUCUAAUGGAUUUUUUUUUUUAAGGGAAAGAAAUUGGCAUUAGAAAUCUCUCCUGUAACCAAAGAACUAAGGGUUUUGGUGGAGAGCUGAGAAGGAAGACCACCCACUUCUUGUUCCUAGAGCUGGAGUCUAGUGGGACCAGGGCGCUAGCUGGGUCAAGUCCCCAGGCCUCUUCAUCCUUUUUGGAGUGGGUGCCCUGACCAUUCAGUGCGGGGUUCUUUUUCUCUCUGGCUUUUCUUUAGGUUUCCAAGCCCUGUCAGUUCUUCCUUGCUCAUGGCUUUGCCUUCGCUUCCUCACUUCCUAUUUGGUGCCUGCCUUACUCCUUGGGCCUGUGUCACCCCUCUGCCCUCCUGGCCUCCACUGUGAGAGCCCCUUCAAGCCAUUUGCAGACUCUUGUGAUCUUUCAGAAUCAGCGCUGAUUAGCUUCUGCUGCCUGCCGAAGCCACGCUAAGCUCCUCUGCUUGGCGCUGAUUCUACCCCCUGUGACCCCAAUUACAGUGCUGCUUCAUUUCCCGCUGGCUUCCUAUAUGGACUGCAACCUCUGGCCAACUUCAGGGGGUCUGCUCGUUGUUCCUUAAAUCUGCACCAAGAUUCCCUGACUUCUUCCUUCAUCCCUUCUGAUGAUUCCUUUCCUGGAAGGGCUGUUUUUACCUGUCAAAAUCUUCAAUACUCUGCCUCUUUCCUGAAAGAAAAGGAAAAAAAAAGGCUAUUCCAGAACUUUGUUUGGAUGUGAUUUCUCUCUCCCUUGAGACUACUGGUUUCUCAUCUGACGGGGCUUGUCUUGUGGGGUCGCGGGUUCGCUCCCUAUUCUCUCACCGCUCCAUCAUCUUGGGGAGCAGAGUUUACUGGUUUCUGAUUCCCCGAGACAGCGCAGUUCCUGGCACACAGCGGAUACUCAACACAUAUUCUGCUCAUCCAACAAAUAUUUCCUUGGUUUGUAGAAGGGACUCCAUCCCUACCUCUCUCGGCGCCUUGCCAAGUUCCUGACCCACCUUUCUACCUCACAAGUGUGUCCUGAGGCAAAUGGAUAAUGACUGUGAGAACGCAUUGAAAAUAAACAAAAAUGUUACGCGCUGCCUU